Molecule: messenger RNA, 210 nt
Organism: Monascus purpureus
Lineage: Eukaryota; Fungi; Ascomycota; Eurotiomycetes; Eurotiales; Aspergillaceae
Source: the annotation of a GenBank genome assembly
AUGCCUGGAGCAUUCUACUACAUGGGUCCAGAAGAGGUUGAUCUUGCAAAGUCCCGUUCUCUCAAGGAAGAACUGUUGAAUACUGUGGAAUCGUCUGGGUGGAAUUGCCAGGACUGGGCUUUGGAGGGUCUAGAGAAACUGAGAGCGGAUGGGUUUAUCUAUGAUGGGUACACACGCGAGACCGUGAAGGCAUGGCUCAAGGAGAAAUGA